CGAGCUGCUUCCUCCGUGUCGGGGUGGAGGUGCGAGGCGAUGCGACUCAACUAACUGCGCAUGCCUCGCAUCCACCACCUCUUCAACUGACUCUCACAACACAACUCAUGCUUGAAAGCGACCCACCGCCUGCGUACGCGCCCCGGCGCCCGCGCGACCUCGCCCUCCCCGGCCGACGCCAUUUCCCCGCGUGGCUCGCGGACGACGGGUUCGCGGGCACAAAGCCGCUCGCCGAGACAUGGUACCAGCGCGUCGUGGAAAGGACGCACGCCGACCCGCGCGUAGUGUACGAAGCCGCGGAGCCGCGCCUCCUCAGCCCGGGUGCGCUGUGCAGCAAGCGGGUGUACUUCCUCGAAUUCGGGUGGUGCGGGGGCACGAUGCAGCGCGGCGCGCUCGUGCGCGCCUGGCGCGCGCUUCUCGCCGCGCACGACGUCCUCUCCCGCGCGCGCUGCGACGUGUGCGCGAUUGUUGACGAGCUCGAGCCUCCGCCUGCCGCUGCACAAUCUGUUGCCACCGACACCACCCUCGCCCCCACCCCCGCCGAGAAGACGCCCCUCUCCGACCUCCGCAAGCGCAAAGCUGCGCUCUUCGUGCACCCCUUCCACGGCCUCGCGGCCGUCAUCUCCGCCCUAGAGGGCGCAAUCAGUGAGUCGCCGCUCGCGCUAACCAGUGAUGAUGGACCAGGACUUGUGCGCCCUCGGCGCGCUUGAGCGUGCCGGCGCGCUGCCGGCGCACUGGGCGCCGUCGCCCGCUGUCCGCGACGUGCUUACGUCGCGUCGCGGGGCGGGAGUCGGCGGGGGGGAAGUGAGCGAGCAUAUAUUCCGCCUCGCGGCAGCGGCGGACGGCGUCGGGGCCCAUCCCCGGAUCCUGGCGGCUGUGGAGGCGGCGC
Molecule: messenger RNA, 889 nt
Organism: Cutaneotrichosporon oleaginosum
Lineage: Eukaryota; Fungi; Basidiomycota; Tremellomycetes; Trichosporonales; Trichosporonaceae
Source: RefSeq, a predicted model, not a curated record